Molecule: messenger RNA, 1068 nt
Organism: Paramormyrops kingsleyae
Lineage: Eukaryota; Metazoa; Chordata; Actinopteri; Osteoglossiformes; Mormyridae
Gene: gjd6
Product: gap junction protein delta 6
Biological process (GO): cell-cell signaling
Cellular component (GO): connexin complex
Molecular function (GO): gap junction channel activity
Source: RefSeq, a predicted model, not a curated record
AUGACGGAGUGGACUCUGCUGAAGAGACUUCUGGAUGCCGUGCAUCAACACUCCACCAUGAUCGGGAGGCUCUGGCUCACCGUCAUGGUGGUCUUCCGGCUGCUGGUGGUGGCCGUGGCCGCAGAGGACGUGUACGCGGACGAGCGGGAGAUGUUCGUGUGCAAUACGGCACAACCGGGCUGCCCGAACGUCUGCUACGACGGCUUCGCGCCUAUCUCGCAGCCCCGCUUCUGGGUCUUCCAAAUCGUCACGGUGUCCACGCCCUCGCUGUGCUUCGUCAUCUACACCUGGCACAGCCUGUCCAAGCGACCGGCGGGGGAGCGAGCGGAGGCGGCGAAGGAGACGCACGGCAGGAUGUGCGACUCGGACAGCUGCUCUGUCAGAUCGCACAGGCACCUGGGUCACAGUCUGGUGGAUGUGCUAGACGGUACAGCUGCACGAGGCGGCCGGCAAAGCCCAACAGCCCUGUCCAACUACGCAGUACCUCAGGACGGCACGGGCCAGUCCCGAGUCCUGUCCAAAUGCUACGUCAUCCACGUAUGCUUCCGGGCAACCCUGGAGCUGAGCUUCGUCUUGGCCCAGUGGCUCCUGUUUGGGUUCCAGGUUCCUCCCCACUAUCUCUGCUCGGUGUCACCCUGCUCCCAGCAGGUGGACUGCUAUGUCUCGCGGCCUACAGAGAAAACCAUAUUCCUGCUCUUCAUGUUCUGCGUCAGCGUGUUCUGCGUCGUCUUGAACUUCCUGGAGCUCAACCACCUGGGCUGGAAAAGGCUGAAGACGUCACCUCGCAUCCCAGACACCUGGAAAGGCUACGAAUCUAUAGCCCAGGACAGCCACUCUACAGCAUCCCUCACUUACAGGGAGCUCUCCAGCACUGGAUCUUUGCCCACGCUGGACCUUGCGGGGAAACACCGGCCAGCUUGGACCUUCACUGGAGACUGCUCCCCCCUAAAAGGAGAGACCGAUGCCAAACCUCCAAGCCAAGAUGAUCACAAAGGAGCAAACUGUCUGAAGAGCAAGGCCAGCAAAGGCAGGAGCGCCAAGCUUCGGGGAACCGAGGUCUGGAUUUAA